CAAAACCGGACCAGAAACCGAAAAGAUUUCACAAUCCCCAGCAGGAAAUUGUAAUUCCUCGUGGUUUUGUGAGUUUAAUUGACCAAUUCUUCAGUAAUCAGCGCAGUUUUAUGCGUUAAAACAAGAAAACCCUAAUCUCUGUUUAAUUCCGUUUGAAAUUAUGUCCAGUAGUGAGCUAACACCAAAGGAAACACUGGUUAGGGAUCCCUCGGAUGAGUGAAUCUACAUCAGAAUUGCCCAGCGUCGAUUUUCUACACAACAUAUAGCGUCAACCUGUCUUCGAUGGUAAGAUAAGCUAAUGGAGUGAACCCCCGGCGGGUGGUAAGACUAUAGAUUGUAAGGUUCAUAUUCGUAAUUUGAUGUGCAGAACCGUAUACGAUAUGUUUCAAUGUUCAGCCAGACUGCUAUAUUUUACCAAAUAAUUCAACACCAAGGGGAAAAUCAUUGUUUUUGUUCGAAUAGAAAAUAGCGUUAAUUUGCUUGUCACCGAAAAUUGCAGUUGAACGACGCCGUCGUUUCAAUAUCAACGAUAAAAUCAAAGAACUCGGCACUCUGCUGCCUCGCAACAUUGAAGGUUCCAGCAGCGAUAUCAGCGGAAAGGAUGGCAGAGUCAACAAGGGAACCAUCCUGAAAGGGACGGUCGACUACGUGAAGGAACUGAAGCAGGAAGUCAGCGCGUUGCGUCGGAAUGGCGACCUGUUGGUUGCCAUCAAAAACGAGAACGUCAUCUUACAACACAAGUUAUCGGUAAUUUACUAUAUACAUAUUGGGUAUAACAUGGUACAUUCGACUAUCCCAUGAUUUGAUAUGAACCUCAGAAAAAUAUUGUACUAGAUGAUGAAUUUUAUUGACCUACAUUUAUAAUAAGCAUUACAGCAUUUCAGCAUAAUCAUAAAUUUGUUUACAGGUUCAGUUUGAGUAAGUAUCGUCCAAUUCUUAAUCUUAACAAGGCAUUUCCAUUCUGUUAAUUGUUGAACAUUUUAUCAUUUAUGAAUUGACAGAGAUAUUGCUGGGAGGAAUUCUACCCGAUGCUUGAGUUAUAGCCAAAGAUCGACCAGCAGCUGGCGCCCACCAAGCAGGGCAUCGUAAGGGUAAAGUUCUACCUCUACGUUGAGAUGUGCGAAAACAAUCUGCAGCUGGAGAACCACGUCAAAAGGCUGCAGAACUUGCGUAAAGAACUCAACCACAUCAAGGACACCGACUGGCAGUACGAGUCGAUCGACAAAUUCUUUGGACAAAACUAGACGAAUUCGGACUAGAUUUUCAUGAGUGAUUAUAGGUGAUGACUGUAUAGCGUGUCAGUGAAAUAGGCAAAAAAGGACGGCGUGCUAGUUUAUAUGAAUUUUGAGUUGGAAAAGUGUGAACAGAGAAAAUGUUGCGUUUAGUUAAAAAAGUGAUGCUGGAUCUGGUCUCCAGCAUUGGUGGCCCGAAGGAAACAGAGGAGGAGAAAAUCAAACGGCUGGAAGCUCUGUUAGAAGAUAACGACGGAAAGGACGAUGAAGAAGAGCAGUUACGAUUGGAAGAAGAUGCAAAAAAGGAAAUAACGGCAACCAAUUGCUUUCUACAGACAGGGAUUGUGACCAAGGUUGAGAGCAACUACAUUGUGAUUGAUAUGACGAUGAACGUGGAGAAAAAGGUCUUGCAGGCAUGCCAGUUUCAACAUCAGCUGGAAGUUGGGGUAAAAGUGUCCUACCUGGCGUACAAGGCUCCCCAAAGUGAAUCCAUCAAAGUAGUCAAACUGGAAGCGGUGUUGAGUGAAGUUUGGGGUGAUAAAAAGCAAAAGACGGAGAAGGAAGAGAUUGAACAACUAGUACACGAGAUCAAUCCCACGUACUUCAAUUACAAUCAGCGCAGCGAACAGGGAACGGUCAUUACCAAGCGGCGAGGUUUACUGACCGUGGAAACCGAUCAGGGUGAACAUUCCAUCGAAAUGGACAAUCUCCAGCUGACAUUUGUGCCGGAGGUCGGCGACUACGUUGUCCUGGACUGUCUGGUUCAAAUAGAUGAAACCUACUUUGACACUCGUGGCAACAUCUUGGAAGUACGGGGAAUAGCACCCACGCGGACAGUACAGGGAACUGGUUUUGUCACCAAAGCCGACGCCGAGGGUGGCGAAAUUCGAACCGAUGACGGAAUGUACACCUAUCUUUCGGAUGUUUGCGAAGGUGGUAUAACUCCAAAUCAAGGCGACAAAGUUAUCUUCGAGGCAGUAGAAAAUGCUCAGUUAAACUUCCGCUGCAUAAAGCUAGUUAUCGAAACGGCAGCAGUACGUUCGGUUGACGGUAGUACCAAGGCAGAAACGGCAACAAAAUUCGAUGACGACUUUUUCUUGGACAAACGUGGCAUCAAGAUUACCGACGACUUGGACAUAAAGCUUGAUAACCUAAACGAGCGUAAGAAGUUGGACGUGGUCAUUAGGAACGAAGGUGAUCGGCAACACAAGCUUAUGCGGUCUGUUUUCAUGUCGAACAAGCAAACCUCCCAAAUGCGUUUGCUACAUCCGAAAGUAACCGAUACUGCUGUCCUGCAGCCUGGAGAUGCGGUGACAUACACAUUUGAAAUUACUGCUGCAAACUUUGGCGUUAGCAAAGAGGUCUUCAUGUGGGCGUUUGGAGGGGGAUUUAAGAUAGCAAGAUACGUUACCGUAACUGUUGGAGAUGCUGAGACGAUCAGUACUCAGGUGAAAUAUAAUGGGACAACUCAAGCUCGCACGGCCGCUGGUUCCCAUAAGUUGGCCGCUUGGAACGUGUAUAAGCGAAGUGGCGAAAUAACACCUGGACAGAAGCUAAGCAAAAAAGCCAACUUCAUCGACAUUAAGAUAGGUGGCUAUCAAGUUCCAGACGAACUGAAGCAAAUUAUGUUGAAUCCAUCAAUGAGCCGAAAUCAGAUCGAUGAAGAGUUGGAGCGAUCUCAGCGCUGUUUGCAGCGCCCUCUGGGUCCAGAAAACUACAAAGCUGUAUUCAAAACAUUCCUUUGGAUGGAGGACGUACAAUGCGAGAUAUCGAUUGCCCGGUUCAAUGUCGAUCGAGCGCAUUUUAGUCGGGAAGACAAUUAUCUUGCCUUGCGUAUAGAAAAUAUUGCUGAGAGCAGACCUUCGUUGAUUCCCGGCGAUAGGCUAGUGGCAACCACACCUUGGGUCAACAACCAGGGAUUGGCAAAUGGGGCGUUCAUUCAUAAAAUAUUGAAACACAAAAUUCUCGUAAAGUUCAGCGAACACUUCCACGAGAUGUACAACGGAGAGGAUCAUAAAAUUACGUUUCAACCAACCCGGGGUGCUUUCCAGAAACAGCACCAUGCAAUCAACUGUGUCACGAGUGCUAUGGGUUUCGAUUACCUUUUUCCAACUAAGACAAACAUUCGGGAGCCGUGGAUGGAUUUAAAAAUUAACGAAAAUGGCAAGUUAGCGAUGAACGAGUUCGAAAAUGAAUUUAAUUGGCAAAAUCCCAUGCUGAACCCCAUUCAAAAGGAAGCCAUAAAGAAUAUUCUUCGCUCCGAGGCGAGGCCCCUUCCCUACAUAAUCUUUGGUCCUCCAGGAACGGGUAAAACUAUGACCAUGAUCGAGCUGAUUCACCAGAUCGUGAAGCUGUCCGCCGACAGUCGAAUAAUGGUUGCCACCCCAUCGAACAGUUCGGCCAAUCUAAUUACAGAGAGAAUAAUCAAUGCCAAAAUUCUACGUCCUGGAGAAUUUAUUCGAAUUGUCGGAUUGAAUUAUGUCGAACAGGAAUUGGUCCCGGAACAUCUUGCUCCCUAUUGCGGUACGGUUGAUAUUGCAUCUGAGCGAACCGUGAAAGGCGAAGUCAUUACAACCGAGUCUGGAUUGAAGCACAAGUUGCAACUGAAACACUUGGGUCGUCACAGAAUUACAAUCGGGACCUGUGUCACUCUCGGUACGCUUAUGCAAAUCCGUUUUCCCCGGAAUCAUUUCACCCACGUUUUAAUAGACGAGGCAGGUCAGUGUUUGGAAACGGAAACACUAAUCCCCAUGACCUUUAUCAACCAACAUUGCGGAACAGUUGUACUUGCGGGUGAUCCAAUGCAGUUGGGUCCAGUUGUGAUGAGUAGUCAUGCUGCAGACCGUGGAUUCGGUACAUCUCUUCUGGUUCGUUUGAUGGAUGCACCACUGUACAGAACGGACAAAACUCGGUUCCCCAAGACCGGCGGAUAUAAUCCACGGCUAGUGACAAAGCUACGGUACAACUACCGUUCGGUUCCCAGCAUUCUCGACAUUUACAGUGAACUGUUCUACGAGUCUGCGCUGAUUGCUCGUAUUCCUGUCGAAGGAAGUGAAGAAGCAAAGUUCCUCGAUUCAGUUUAUGACAUUCUUCCAGUAAAGACGGUCCAAAAGCCGCAAUCUGGAUUCAUUUUCUGGGGUGUCAACGGAGUCAACAAGCAAACCCCGGACAGUCCCUCAUGGUUCAACCCAGCAGAAGCCAAGAGUGUAUUCAAUCUGUUAUUGAAGCUCUACAAGAAAGGAGUCCGCCCAGAGGACAUAGGCGUCAUUACCCCGUACCAGCAACAGGCGAAAACAAUUCGGAGAAUUUUGGAAGAAAGCAAUCUGCAGAAACCAAAAAUCGGUAGCGUGGAGGAAUUCCAGGGCCAGGAACGUAUGGUUAUUCUGAUAUCUACUGUGCGAACAUCUAAAUCUCAACUCGUAAGCGAUCAGCAACAUGCUCUUGGUUUCGUGUCCAGUCCGAAGCGAUUAAAUGUGGCAAUUUCACGUGCUCGGGCGUUGCUGAUCAUUUUCGGCAGUCCACAACUUCUCUCGGCGGAUAAACUUUGGCAAAAGUUGCUCUACAAAGCAAUUGACAAUGGUACGUAUUGUGGAUGUGAUCUACCAGAUCAUUUGGCACCCCAUUUGAUAACCGAUCGGGCCAUAAAUGGUGACAAUCAGACGGAGGAGGAGCGCUAAGUGUUGGUGGAACAGGUAUUAAUAAGGAAUAUUCGUAAAUAAACAGAUGAAACUAAAUCCUUUU
Messenger RNA from Ochlerotatus camptorhynchus, 4973 nucleotides. RefSeq names its product armitage (gene armi). Gene Ontology annotation, cellular component: P granule; cytosol. NCBI's taxonomy places the organism in Eukaryota, Metazoa, Arthropoda, Insecta, Diptera, Culicidae. Gene Ontology annotation, biological process: regulatory ncRNA-mediated post-transcriptional gene silencing. The coding region runs from base 1373 to 4909 and encodes 1178 amino acids. The record is from RefSeq and is a predicted model, not a curated record. Gene Ontology annotation, molecular function: ATP hydrolysis activity; helicase activity. The transcript has 6 exons.